Molecule: messenger RNA, 921 nt
Organism: Blepharisma stoltei
Lineage: Eukaryota; Ciliophora; Heterotrichea; Heterotrichida; Blepharismidae
Source: the annotation of a GenBank genome assembly
AUGGAAUCUCAUAAACAGCCAUUGAAUACAAAAACUGAGAAAAUUGAAGGACCAAGGCCGUCAACAGAUGCAAUUGCAGACAUGACGCCAAUCUCAGAAAUGUCAAGCGAGCAGCAAUUAUCAGAUCUUCUUGAAAAAAUGAUUCAAAACUUAAGUUCUGCUAUCAACGAAGAAUUCAAUAAAAAUGCCCAGACAACUGAUGAAACCUUAUUUUGCUUGCCAGAUCUAAAUUCUUUUAAUUUUCAUGAAAAAGCACAACUAGCGAGAGAUUUAGCUGACUUGCUUUUUCAGUGUAAAACUAAUAGAGAAUCAAUUAGGUCUCGGCAAAGCUUAGAAAAUAUCAGAGGAAUGAGGGUUAGCCAAAGUAUGCCAGUUAAUAGGAGCUGAGGCGAAAUUUUAAAUAUGAUUUAUUCAUCACAAGCAGAACCGAUUUAUAUGACUCCAAUCCAAAUCAAAGAAUUAGUAGCUACACUUUUGCAUUUUUGUGGGAAAUCCAAGACGCAUAAUAUAAAAACUCAAUUGUUCCAAACCCAGCUGAAUUAUAUCAAUACUGCUUAUAAAUUGAACAAAAUUAAUACAGCCGCACGGAAAAAAGAAGACGAACGGUCAUAUAUGGAAAACGCGAAUUCAAAGCUGGAUGAGACUAUAAAAUUAAUGAAAAAGCAUGAAAAGAAGCUAGAAAAACAGCUAGAGGACUGCAUGUAUGAAAAUUAUUUAAGUGAUGAAUAUAAUAAACAAAUACAAGCAGAAUUAGAAGAAGCGAGAGACGCAUUAAAAGAGCUAUUAAAAGAAAGCCCAACUCAUGUUAGGCAGCAAACAGCUCCUAUGCAUAAGAAAAGUGUAAGCUCAAGUAUUAUAGUAGAAAGAUCGAGAAAUACCUUUGAAGAAGCAAGCACGAACCCAUUUCUAAUGAAAAAAUAA